Molecule: messenger RNA, 4049 nt
Organism: Cyprinodon variegatus (sheepshead minnow)
Lineage: Eukaryota; Metazoa; Chordata; Actinopteri; Cyprinodontiformes; Cyprinodontidae
Gene: pdpk1b
Product: 3-phosphoinositide dependent protein kinase 1
Exons: 14
Coding region: 146-1843 (565 amino acids)
Biological process (GO): intracellular signal transduction; peptidyl-serine phosphorylation
Molecular function (GO): protein serine/threonine kinase activity; ATP binding
Source: RefSeq, a predicted model, not a curated record
CGGACACGGCAGGACUCUCCUCUGCUGUCCUGCGGUAACAUUGUUGUGGAACGACGUCACACCUCGAAAAUGAAGGCACGGAGGCAGCCAUUACUGGAGCUUCUCUAAUUAUUUUAUUCCAAAUAAAUACUCCAGGAAAACUCCCAUGGCAAGAGCUACAAGUCAGAUGUAUGAUGUUGUGCCCAUUCAGCCCAACGUUGCCAUCUGUUCCUGCUCACAUCCAUCAAUGGCCAGAAACCACCCCGACUCCUGUUCGCCACUUGCUAUCCCAAGCGCAAGCAGCAGUCACUGCCCCAGCAUGGAGGGCUCAGCGUCACAGACUAAUGCUGUAGGAGCGUCUGGCAGCACCCAGAGCUUGGACGUCCGCGCACAGCCGGCAGUCCAGACCCCUCAGCCACGCAAGAAGAAGCCGGAGGAUUUCAAGUUUGGCAAGAUACUGGGAGAGGGCUCCUUCUCAACGGUCGCUCUGGGAAGAGAGUUGGCCACAGGGAAAGAAUAUGCAAUUAAGAUUUUAGAGAAGCGGCACAUUAUGAAGGAGAACAAGGUCCAGUACGUGAAAAGAGAAAGAGAUUUGAUGUCAAAUCUUGAUCACCCAUUCUUUGUAAAGCUCUAUUUCACGUUUCAAGAUGAUGAGAAGUUGUAUUUUGGUCUAAGCUAUGCUAAGAAUGGUGAACUCCUAAAAUACAUUCGCAAAAUUGGUUCAUUUGAUGAGACCUGUACGCGGUUCUACUCAGCGGAAAUAGUUUGUGCUCUAGAAUACUUACACAAAAAGGGCAUAAUUCACAGAGAUCUGAAACCAGAAAAUAUUCUUUUGAAUGAGGAGAUGCACAUCCAGAUAACAGAUUUUGGGACAGCAAAACAAUUAUCAUCUGAGAGUAAACAAGCAAGAGCAAACUCUUUUGUUGGAACAGCACAGUAUGUCUCUCCAGAGCUGCUAACGGAAAAAUCAGCUUGCAAGAGCUCUGAUCUUUGGGCUUUGGGGUGUAUUAUCUAUCAGCUGGUGGCUGGUUUACCACCAUUCAGAGCUGGAAAUGAAUACCUAAUAUUCCAGAAAAUAAUAAAGCUGGAGUAUGAGUUUCCAGAAAAAUUCUUCCCCAAAGCUAAGGAUCUCGUUGAACAGCUUUUGUCGUUGGACCCAUCCAAGCGGCUUGGUUGUGAAGAGAUGGGAGGGUACGACCCGCUUAAGCAGCAUCCCUUCUUUGACACCAUUUCAUGGAGUGAUUUACACCUACAGACACCCCCUAAGCUCACACCCUACCUGCCAGCUAUGUCUGAAGAUGAUGAAGACUGCUAUGGAAAUUAUGAUGACCUCCUGAGCCAGUUCAGCAACAUGCAGGUGGCCCCGUCCAGCUCAUCACACUCCUUGUCGCCACAUGAUUCUGCGCCUCCUCAGAGAUCCAGCAGCAACAUAGAACAGUACAUUCAUGACCUGGACAACAACUCCUUUGAGCUGGAUCUGCAGUUCACCGAUGAAGAAAAGAAAUUGCUGCUGGACAAACAGACCAAUGGGAACCCUUGGCAUCAGUUUGUGGAGAAUAAUCUGAUCCUGAAAAUGGGGCCUGUGGAUAAACGGAAGGGUCUGUUUGCACGUCGGAGACAGCUGCUCCUUACAGAAGGACCACACCUUUAUUAUGUGGAUCCUGUAAACAGGGUCCUGAAAGGGGAGAUUCCUUGGUCCUCCGAGUUACGCCCUGAGGCCAAAAACUUCAAAACCUUCUUUGUUCACACGCCUAACCGGACAUACUAUCUGAUGGACCCCAGCGGAAAUGCCGACAGAUGGUGCAAGAAGAUCCAGGAAGUGUGGAGAAAGAUCUAUCAGAGGCACCAAAACCCGGGCCUAUAGGAGCAUAAUCCAUUCUGUGCCCAUUCAUUUUUAGCUCUGAGGCCAAUCACUGAGCAGAGUAACACCCUCUUUAGUGCCCUUCAUCACAGCAAUGUAAACAAACUCUUAGAGACGCUGGCAUCUAGACCUUGUUUGUUUUCCUGAGUAGAUCCAUGGGAAAAUACAACUUUGGAUUCAGGGUUGCUUUGCUUGUUCUUUGUGCUCUCUCUGAGGCUUCUAUUGCAUUUUCCAUGUAUGGAUGAUAAGACUUCCACAAUGAACGUCUGCAUUUUGUACAUUCUGCUUUGGGCUUGGGGGUGGGGUGGCAGAGAGGAUGGGCAAGCUUAUCUUGUAUGGUGACAUAAGCUUGGGUACUGCUAGGACUAUCCUGAAUGCAAGGACUGGUUUCCUGCUUCAUUGAUAACAGAGUUAUGCUUUUAUGAACCAGAGCCAGACCAGAUAUCUUUAAUUAAACCAUAUCCUAAUCAUACAUUAUAUGUGCGAGUUGUUGUAAAGCCCAACUUUUAGUGCAUUUACUCUCUAGUGACAGAUACUGUAAACUGAUUCAGUCUCACACUUAUUCAGCUCAAAACCCUGUUAUUUUUUACCUCCCUAUGUCGGAGCUCAUCUAUUCCCUUGGUGUUGGAGUUGUUUUUCAGUCUCUUGGUACUUGCUUAUUGCAGUCCAAUUAAGGUCUCUGAGUAACAAAGCAGAGUAACUGGUCUGUAGUGAGAAAUGGGUCUGAACCAUUAUGAGAAUGAGCCUUCCAUAGCUGUUACGAAGCUUUUUUUUUUUUUUUUUUGGUAUUUGGGUGGGUAAACAUGCCACUAACUUGUACACCUUCUCUCUAUCUUGCUUAUCUUUCCUGCAUGGCCAGUUUUGUUGCUAUGGCUUUUCUCUUCUGGGCACUGGAGAUGUAGUUUUAAGUUAAAAUGGGAUUUCUUGCUGCAUUGGCAACCGUUGCGAAAUUUGGAUGUCUUGUUUUUUGUUUGUUUCAUUUUACUGGCUCUUGUGGUGUGAAUUCUCCUAAAUUCCUUUCUGAUGGAAUACAUGGCUCAUCUUCAGUUUGUCUCACUGAAAAAUAAAAUCUCAUGUGCUGACCACCCCAUGCUGAACAGAAAACCUCCACAAACAGAGAUGCAUACACGUGCUAUCAUCCUCGGAAGCAAUCAGAAAAAGCUGUCAUCCCUGGACAAGAUGGCAUAACUGCCUCAUGGGGCCCUUACAUUUUAUUUUUAUUAUCUUUGAUUUUUGAUUUCACUGUUUUUGGCCCAAUAGAAAUUAAAGCGAAUGAAUUAUUUUUUUUUUUUUUCUUUUAGAAAUCUGUAUAAUCAUCAUUUGUUUUUAAUUUUUGACGUCGUACCUUAAGGUCCUUUCCAAAGGCCCCUCUUCCUUCAGCUGAGUCUGUGUGCAGUGUGUGACUGGAGUCUAAGUGAACAGCACCCUGGAGCUAAACCGGGGCUGGAUGUGGUUGGAUUUCAUUUAGAGGAUAUUCAUCUGAUCCAAAUAAACCGCUGAAAUUGCUGUAUCUGUCUGUAAAGUCGAGGGAACACCAGAGGAGUGUUUUUCCUCCUGAUUUAAUAAAAAUUAGAAAAAACCCUAUUCUGAAUCAAGUCGAUGGCAGUCGGUUACGUCAUGUAUGAAAUACUUUACCUGGCUUGUAACUGACCAGAACUGUGAUGUACAGAUGAUGUAUUAUUAAAUCUGAAGCGAGUAAUGCAAUGAUAUUAGGAUACAGUUUUUGUAUUAUUUUUUUUUCUUGUAUAAGGUUAUUGAUGGCUAUUGUUUAGCCUAUAGUUCAUUCUGUGUUAUUUAAAUUCUAAUAUAUGAAUCAUAUUUGGAUUGAAGUCAUGUUCAGGGGCCAUGUUGUGUAUGUAUUGAGAUGUAAAGCCUUUGAAUGUGAAUAAUUAUUGUAAACUAUAAUAUUUUACAGCUUUUUUCUUACUAUAUCAUACAUUUUCUAUUUGCUCAGUGACUUAAUCAUAUUCUGAUAAUUUAAUGAAUCUGUUCAUUCUCUCUCUGAUUAUUUGUGCGCUAGGUCAGUAGAUGUUGAAUGAUGAAUUUUCCACUUAAUGCUUGGUAGUCCAGUAAUUAAAGCAUGUAGGGAUGUAGGCAUUCAAAAGAAAGCCGUGUGUCUUGUCUUCUGUUUAACAACCUCCACCAUGACACUGAACAGAGUUCAGUAGUGAUGACGUCUGACAUUUCUGCAGCAUGUAAAUAAAGUACC